GGGUUUUCAAGAAGAGGAUUCAUUAAGAACGAUACGUUCAUGUUGCCGGAAAGCAACUUUCCCGUCACAGGGGGCACUAUGCAGACCGAGGAAAUCGUGCCGCGUACACAGUCUAUUGGCAUAGACAGUAGUCUCACCGACGGCGCUGGUUUGCAGCAUCAUUUGCAUCACUCGGUACAUUUACGUUGCCCGCUAUCGCCUCUAAUACACAUGGCCGUCAAACAGGAGCCUCAGGAGGAAGAAGAGCGGAGUCGCGAUGCUAGCACGUUGAGCCCGCAAGUGGACGUAGGCAAUGUGGCGGGUUCGAUGGACAGCAAGCAUGGACAGCAAGGCGGUAAUCAAAUUCAAGGACUGGAAGAAAAUCUAGUAUUAACUGGUCCAGAUUCUAGCAAUCGUGGACGAACCAGUCGUGGACGCAGAAAAUCGCGAUGGAAACUUAAAUUUCAUCACCAAGCGUUACCACCGGAAUAUUUGGAUCAUUAUGAAGCAUCACUUGCUCAGGAAAACCUGAAUUUGUCACCGCCACGCAUCAUUGAGCCAACAGCAUCCAGUCCAGCGCCAACCAACUCGACGUCUACCCCAAGUCCCGUCGCCGACGUUCAUGGUUGGCUACAGCGAAUCGCGGCGAUGCAGCAGGAGCUCUGUCCGCAGAUCGCACCGCCUCAAUGUCCAGCGACCCUCGGUCAUAAUCAAGUCACCGCGGGCACUAGAAGAUCCGUCAUUACGUCCGUGUCUUCGCAGAAUUGCAAUACAACUUAUCCCAGUCAUCAUAUCCAACAGACGCAUACGUCUAGCAGGCCUCCCAUGAAAUAUUCCGAUCUACCGUACAUGGGUGAAAUCACUCUCGAUAAUAGCAAACCUAGACGUGGCCGGAAACCGAAAAAGGCCGAUAUAUGCCAUUUGAUUUACAAGAAUUAUGGCACGAUAUUGCCAGGCACGCCUGGUCAUGAGGAGAAAAAAUUGUCACCUCGUGAUAAGCAGGAGCGUGUGUCGCCUCAAGUACCUUUUCAAAGGACUGAUGUCCAGAACAGGAUCAGCAGUUUAUUGGAAAAACGGCUGACACAGGAGACUCGGAGGAGUUCCGUGUUGUCUGAGAAUUCGCGGGAGCAAGAUGAGCCACUGAAUCUUUGCAUCAGGGAUCUCAAUCAACUGAAGAUUCGUUUACUGCGGAAACAUGGAAACGUAUACGAGUCUGGCCAGGUGAAGAGUGAAACAUCUAGCGAUGGUGAAGAAGUAGAGUGUUUAGGGACGAGCUGCUUGUCAGAACCGGUGAAUUAUUCGGAAUCAGUUGGCCAUCGAUCGAAUAACAGUUUUGUCAAUCAUAAUAACAAUGUAAUCGAUCCUAUGAUCGGUCACAACUCCGGCUUCGUGUACUGGCCGAAUGCUGGGGUGUUUAUUCAUCCAAUGGCAUUGCAAUCCCAGUUGCUAUAUUAUCAAAAAGUCACCCAAAAUGACAAGGAUCAACCACCGCCGACAACGGAUCAACCACCGAGAGAACAAAAAAUUGUGCCAAAAUCGAUAUAUUCAAUGAUGGAGACGAAGAAUACGGCCCAAGUGUCAGCACUACCUGUAACUCAGACGAUACCGGUGUCGGUUGCUACAUCUACUUCGCCCAGACCGAAGAGAAAUGCACCCCUGAAUCAGCAGCAGAGUCAACCAACUAAACGGAAACGUUCCGCUAUAUUUAUACCACCGAUGCCAACCGAAAACAACAAUAAUCCAGCGACAGAAGUGAGCAUAUGUAAAUUCAAAUUUACCGGUGGCGCUAAGCCUAGCUUACAAGAGAAGAAAAGCCUCUCUGUAGAUUCAGGUGGCAAUUUCCGCUAUUACAGUGGUACUGGUGAUAAGAGUAUGCGCGGUUACGAGUUCUUUCCUAGAGAGGCUCUCCAGCAACCAGCGGGCCAAUCUGGAACCACUUCCGCCGCCGGGGCCUUUCUCAAUGCUGCCGGUGAGAGGAUUCAACCGCCGACGGUGUGUCAGAGAAGUCCAACCAGUCAGGACGAUGGCCGGCGAAAGAGAAAAACCAGAAAAUCCCUGCAGCGCGAAAAAUUGGAGCAGACCUUCAAGGAAAAAGGUUUCCUUAUUCAGACGCAACAGUUGGAAUCUGCAGAAGGCGCUACUUACUGCAAGUUCCGGCAACUCAGAAAAUUUACUAGAUAUCUGUUCAGAAGUUGGAAAGACUAUUUACCCGGUAAUGUACGCGAAUUGAGCGGUUGUGGUAGCGGUGCUGCCGUUGCUAUAGAUAACGACGUAGCUGAUGUUGAAGUCGACGGUGAUACCACUCUCGUUCCCUCGCCGCUUCCUCGUGGCAAUUUGCUGGAUGUACCGAAUAGCUUUGUGGAAGAUCAUCGGACUUUACCCCUUACGUGAGGCAUAGUAUUCGCGA
Cyphomyrmex costatus is the source of this 2386-nucleotide messenger RNA. RefSeq lists its product as uncharacterized. NCBI's taxonomy places the organism in Eukaryota, Metazoa, Arthropoda, Insecta, Hymenoptera, Formicidae. Bases 40 to 2370 code for a protein of 776 amino acids. The transcript is spliced from 4 exons. The record is from RefSeq and is a predicted model, not a curated record.